Messenger RNA from Penicillium pulvis, 1554 nucleotides. Its product is annotated as Dyp-type peroxidase. Gene Ontology annotation, cellular component: cytosol. Lineage: Eukaryota; Fungi; Ascomycota; Eurotiomycetes; Eurotiales; Aspergillaceae. The transcript has 7 exons. The record is from RefSeq and is a predicted model, not a curated record. Gene Ontology annotation, molecular function: heme binding; peroxidase activity. Bases 1 to 1554 code for a protein of 517 amino acids.
AUGGUGGACAAUCCAGUGAAUAAGAGCAAUAUCCAAGGCGGCAUCUGGCCGCGCAUGCCCAAAGAGUUCGAGUCCUACCUCUUUUACAAAAUCACCAAUGUGGACAGAUUCCGCCUUGACCUCAAAGACUUUAUCGGGAACAUCACCACCGGCCUAGAAUGUGAACUGCUUCUGUCGAAGAUUAAGCAGGCAGAAGAAGCUGGCAUGCCCAUCAAAAUUCCCAUGGCGAGUAUCAAUGUGUCAUUUACUCAGAAGGGACUGCAGAAGCUCGGCAGAGCCGAAAUCGACGACGGACUAUACGAGAAGGGAAUGUACAGCGAUCUUAUCUUCGAGGGUGCUGAUAUUCCUGAGAGAUUGCUUCCGGAGUUCAAGCCUCCACCUGGACAUAAUUCCGAAGAUGACAGUUGGCGUUGUGAUUUGGUUUUUAUCGUAGCUGCUUCGGACGAGAAAAAUCUGAACGAAGGAAUCGCGAAGAUUGAGACCAAUUUCCAUCUGCGGGACUUGAACAAGGCUAGUCUAGGCUUGGUGGUCGCAAAGCAUGGACAGCGUCGGCCAGGAGACUUUCGCGGCAGAGAGCACUUUGGAUUUGAGGACCACAUCUCGCAGCCUCAAAUUCAGGGAUUGGACCCCAAGCCACAGCCUCGUGAGCCGCUUUCUUGUCUUCCGGGAUACAUCUUCGUUGGUCAUGACGGUGACCCAAGAAAAAACCAAAUGCCCCCUUGGUCCUAUGAAGGUAGUUUCCUCGUAUUCCGUCAGUUAGACGAGAAGGUGCCUGAGUUCAACAAAUUCAUUGCGGACGCCGCCAGCAAAAUUCCAAACUACCAGGGAGAAAAUGGUGCUGAGAAACUGGCAGCUCACAUGAUGGGACGUUGGAAGAGUGGUGCGCCCGUGGCUUUAACUCCAGAUCAUGACGACCCAAGUCUUGCAUUCAGAAAUGACUUCGACUUUCGACCCAAGCAGAGCAUUUUGGGAUGCCCGUUUGCCGCACACGCCCGCAAAAUGCGCCCAAGAGCUGACCAUAAGCGCGACCUUGGCGAUGACGAUGACUUCGUGAAAGGGGAAUUCACUGACCCACAAAAGCACGAUACCAGCAAUCCUCCGGAUCUUGAAGCUGACAGUGACGAGGAGCCCGACCAAGAGCCCGACAAAGAAGAUGCUAGCGUGAUCCUGCGACGAGGUAUCACAUUUGGUCCUGAGCUUGGAGAGGAUGAGAAGGAAAAGACUACCAAGAGCCGUGGCAUUUACUUCACCUGCUACCAGAGUGAUAUUCGAGAUGGGUUCAACCUUCUCAUGACUCGCUGGGCAAGCAAUAGCGUUUUCCCCACGUCCAAGAAGAGAGCUUUCAAGGAUGGCCCUGGAAUGGAUCCGUUUAUAAACCAGAGACAGCGUAAAGAUCAUCCCGAAGGUCACAUCAGUCUCUACGAUGGAGUUGAUAAGGAAAAGACUUACAAGCUUGAGCUUGGUACUAGCCCUUGGGUGGAUCAGCGCGGUGGUGAAUAUUUCUUUACGCCAUCGAUUAGAGGCUUGAACUGGUUCUGCCAUAUCCGCCAGUAG